AAAUGAAAUCUAUUUAAAAACAGAGGAAUUUUAAUAAAUCUUUAAUGUGCAUGGAGAACGAAGCAAUAUGAAACGAUUCUGCACAUCAUAAAAUGAAUGCAUCUAACUUUUAAACAAUUUCAGAAUGUAAUGUUACAUAUAAUGUACCAAUAGCGUAUGCUAAAAUUACUAUAUCAAAACAUGAAAUUGCACCAAAGUUUAGACACACUUUUAUAACAACUUGUUGCAUAAGUGACAAAUUAGCUAGUCAGAUAAGGUAGUGACCAAAUUCAUUGGACCUUGUGCAAUUGUAUGUUCUUGUUGGAAUUAUAUUCAUUUAUAACACUAUAAAGUAAGCUAUUAAAAGUUAGUGUUGUAUUCGUCUGAUGUUUGCUAGGAUUUGUGUGUUUGGAACUAGUUCUAAAGCACCAAUUUCAUUGUCCACAAUAAGGAAUAUUAGAAACUAUUCUCCUGUGAUGUCUAAGUUUGAUCUCCCUGAUCGUUUAAAAGGCAACGAUAAGUCAAUAUGGGUUGAAUAUAUUCAACUUGCACUAAAAUACAAACCAUUGAACUUGGGGCAAGGGUUUCCAGAUUUUUAUGCCCCUGAAAAUGUGACAAAGGCCUUAAGCAAUGCAACUACAAGUGAUAAUCCUCUUUUAAAUCAAUAUACUAGAGGAUUUGGUCAUCCACGUCUAGUCAAUGCACUUGCCAAAUUGUAUUCAAAGCUUUUAAAUCGUGACUUGGAUCCAAAUAAUGAAAUCCUUGUUACGUCCGGUGCAUAUGAAGCUUUAUAUUCUACAUUUCAAGGCCAUACAAAUCCUGGUGAUGAAUGGAUAAUUAUUGAACCCUUUUUUGAUUGUUACGUACCUAUGGUAAGAACUGCUGGCGGAAUACCUAGGUUCAUUGCUUUAAGACCAAAAAAUGUAAAUGGUCCCUUGAGUUCAGCAGAUUGGGUAUUUGAUAGGCAAGAGUUAGAAAGUUUGUUCAAUAAGAAGACCAAAGGAAUAAUUAUUAAUACUCCGCAUAAUCCUGUGGGAAAAGUUCUCACACUUGAUGAAUUACAAUUUAUUGCUAACUUAGCUAAGAAAUGGGAUACACUUGUUGUAUCGGAUGAAGUUUACGAAUGGAUUGUGUAUGAACCAUAUCAGCACAUUAGAAUUGCAACGUUACCCGACAUGUAUGAACGUACAAUUACAAUUGGUUCUGCUGGUAAAACGUUUAGUGUUACUGGAUGGAAAACAGGAUGGGCUUAUGGUCCAGCCAAUUUAAUGCGCAAUUUACAAGUUGUUCAUCAAAAUGCUGUAUAUACCUGCAAUACUCCGGUCCAAGAAGCUAUAGCUGUCGGAUUUGAACAGGAGUUAUCAAGAUUCGACCAACCAGAUUGUUACUUUGUGAGUUUAGCGAAGGAAUUGCUGCCAAAACGGGAUUACAUGGCUAAAUUUCUUAGCGACGUGGGAAUGGUACCAACAAUUCCUGAAGGUGGUUACUUCAUGGUAGCUAACUGGACUGCUUUAGAGAAUAAAGUCAGAUUGAACGAAGAAACGGACCAAAACAAAGAUUACCGAUUCACAAAGUGGAUGACGAAGAACGUUGGUGUUCAAGGAAUUCCGUCGUCCGCAUUUUAUAGCGAGGAACAUAAGCAACUAGGGGAAGAUAACGUCCGGUAUUGUUUUAUAAAAAAAGAUGAAAAUUUGAAGGAAGCUGCUGAAAUAUUAAUGAAAUGGAAAUCUCAAUAGUAGAAGAACGGAUGCUGGUAGUCCUUGCUACUUAACUAAAAUAAAUAUCUUUUUUACAUACUGUGUCUUACAUAUUCUUAAUCAUUGUAUAUUCUCCUGGCAUCAGUAUGGUUUAUUUGACAGUACAAAAAUAUUGCAAUUUAUACAAGUAUUAGAAGUCACCGCGCAACCACCUUUUGGCGUCCUUGGUAUCGGCGCCGAAAGUUUUGCCGUAUCUGCAUUAAACAAAUAAAAUGUUUACAAUUUUUAGAG
Molecule: messenger RNA, 1967 nt
Organism: Megalopta genalis
Lineage: Eukaryota; Metazoa; Arthropoda; Insecta; Hymenoptera; Halictidae
Gene: Kyat
Product: Kynurenine aminotransferase
Biological process (GO): biosynthetic process
Cellular component (GO): cytoplasm; mitochondrion
Molecular function (GO): L-kynurenine:2-oxoglutarate transaminase activity; pyridoxal phosphate binding
Source: RefSeq, a predicted model, not a curated record